Messenger RNA from Zingiber officinale, 1614 nucleotides. RefSeq names its product GDSL esterase/lipase At1g54790-like. Bases 105 to 1250 code for a protein of 381 amino acids. The record is from RefSeq and is a predicted model, not a curated record. Gene Ontology annotation, molecular function: hydrolase activity, acting on ester bonds. The transcript has 5 exons. NCBI's taxonomy places the organism in Eukaryota, Viridiplantae, Streptophyta, Magnoliopsida, Zingiberales, Zingiberaceae.
UUUCCUAGUGCAUCGUCUUGAUGUACGAACGACGGUGACUGGGCACGACUUAGCAGUAGACGGUUCCCUUGAAACAUCCAAGAGACCUCGCACCGACAACCCUAAUGGCCACCCUCGGCGACAUCUUCUCCACCAUCUGCGUCGUCUCCCUUUUCUACUCCGGUACCUUGGCCAUCGACUUCAACUUCCCUGCCGUAUUCAACUUUGGCGAUUCCAACUCCGACACCGGCGAUCUCGUCGCCGCUGGUAUCGGGGAACCCCUCUUGCAUCCUAAUGGGAGGAGCUACUUCUCCAGGCCGGCUGGGAGAUUUUGCGACGGCCGCCUCGUCAUCGAUUUUCUUAUGGAUGCUAUAGACUUCCCCUUCUUGAAUGCAUACUUGAAUUCAAUUGGUAUGCCAAGCUUUCAGAAUGGUUGCAACUUUGCUGCGGCUGGAUCCACUAUUCUUCCACCUACAAAAUAUUCAGUCAGUCCAUUUUCCUUUGGGGUCCAGGUUGCUCAAUUUCUUCGAUUGAAAAAUGAAGUCCUUCAAUUACUAAGUGAAGGAAAACUGAAUGUUAAGUACAUGCCUCAAGCAGAUUACUUUAGUCAGGGACUUUAUAUGUUUGAUAUUGGCCAAAAUGAUCUUGCUAGUGCUUUUUAUUCCAAAAACGAGGACCAAGUCAUUGCUUCCAUUCCAACAAUACUGUCAGAGUUUGAAAGAGGCCUGAAGAAAUUAUAUGAACAAGGCGCUAGGAGAUUCUGGAUUCAUAAUACAGGUCCUCUUGGGUGCUUAGCACAAAAUAUAGCCAUUUUCGGGAAAGAUCCAUCAAAACAAGAUGAGCAUGGCUGUUUAAGUGCUCACAACCGAGCUGCUAAGCAGUUCAAUAUCCAGCUUCAUGCACUUUCUAAACAGUGUAGAUAUCUGUUUCCAGAUGCCAACAUAACCUAUGUUGAUGUCUUCACCAUUAAAUUCAACCUCAUAGCCAACUUUUCUCGAUAUGGAUUUGAACAUCCAGUUAUGGCAUGCUGUGGACAUGGUGGUCCUCCACUAAACUACCAUACAGAAAUAUCUUGUGGACAGACGAAGAUCCUCAAAGGACACAAAAUGACGGUCAAGGCUUGUGACGAUGCCACUGAACACCUUAACUGGGAUGGCAUACACUAUACAGAAGCUGCCAAUCUUCAUGUAGCUUCCCAGAUACUUUCUGGGCGAUACUCUGAUCCAUCAUUCAUUGAUGAUAUGCCGUUUGCUCUUAAACUGAAGUUUUAAAUUCGUUCUUUGAUUAUUUGCCGUUUCCCCCUGGACUAAAUUUCAAAUGGAUUGCCUGAACUGAAGUUUACUCUUCUCCUCUGGACUACUGAACUCGACGACCUACCCCUCUAAUCGAAAUUUCCUUCUUUUAUAAAAUUUGGAUAGUUGAAGCUUGCUUUUUUGGCAAGACAACGGCAUUUGGUGGUUGGAAGUAGAGCAGGAAAUGCAAUGUUCUUGUAAUGUGAUGUAGCACUUGUUUUUUCAGCUUAUUGGUAUUGCUAUUGUGUGGAUUCAAAAAAAGAAAGAUAGUAACUGUAGAAAAGUGGGCAUACCAUUAUGGACAUGGACGAUGAAGUAACGUGGACGUUAAAGAAAAUUAAAA